Messenger RNA from Phycodurus eques (leafy seadragon), 8183 nucleotides. RefSeq names its product transmembrane protein 129, E3 ubiquitin protein ligase (gene tmem129). Gene Ontology annotation, molecular function: ubiquitin protein ligase activity. Gene Ontology annotation, biological process: protein ubiquitination. The coding region runs from base 75 to 1175 and encodes 366 amino acids. Gene Ontology annotation, cellular component: endoplasmic reticulum; membrane. NCBI's taxonomy places the organism in Eukaryota, Metazoa, Chordata, Actinopteri, Syngnathiformes, Syngnathidae. The transcript has 7 exons. The record is from RefSeq and is a predicted model, not a curated record.
GAAGAAGAACCUCAUCAGGAAGUUGCGAACCGUGGUCGACCGCUGUUGACGUGAACGUUUCAACUGGCCAAAAUAUGGAAAGUCCGGAGUUAACGUUCACUUUAGCCUACACAGUUUUCUCUCUGUGCUUCGUAUUUACGCCCAAUGAGUUUCGUUCGGCCGGGUUGACAAUCCAAAACCUAUUUUCGUCUUGGUUGGGAAGUGAAGACAUGGAUUUCAUACAAUACCACGUCAAGAGGAGUAGCACGACCCUACUGGUCCACUCUGCACUGCCACUCGGUUACUUCAUCGGGAUGUGUAUCGCUGCGCCGGAGAAACAUCUGCAAUACGUUCACCAGAUGAGUGACAAUUGGAGGGUGUUUGUUGUCCUCUCUGUGUGCCUCCUGUUGGCCAACUCUACACUCAUCAUCUACUGGUUCCGCAAUCGCUGGCACAACCAUCCUAUCAGCAGAGCUCUGCAGGCCCAUGUCCAACCUCCUCAUUCUAACUGGGGUUCAGUGGCCAGCAGCAUCAACACAGAGUUCAGACGCAUAGACAAGUUUGCUACAGGGGCACCUGGAGCCAGAGUUAUCAUCACUGACAGCUGGGUGUUAAAGGUGACCACCUACCAUGUCUACGUGGCUGCACAGAGUGACUGUCAUGUGACUGUGACCGAGUGCAGGCAGCACCAGCUGAGUCCCGACUCAGCCUCUCCCAUACAGCUGCUCACCCUCAGAGUGCACAGCAUCAACCCUGCUGUUAGACCUUUUGAUAUCAGGUUGAACUCAACAGAGUAUGCCGAGCUCAGAGAGAAGGUCCAUGCACCCAUCAGGAACUCUGCUAAUGUUGUGAUUCACCAAACAAUUAGUGAACUUUUCCUGGAAACGUUCCGAGCUCAUGUGGACCUCAACCAGCCCUACUCGCUCCCCAGUGGACAGGAAGUGGAACCGUGUAUUGGCUGUAUGCAGGUGUCAGCAAACACCAAGCUGGUUAGACUUUGUCAUGGAGAUGGAGCUGACAUUGAGCCUGAGUGCGAGCAGUGUUUCUGCAGACCCAUGUGGUGUUUGUCCUGUCUGGGUCGAUGGUUUGCCAGCCGACAAGACCAGCAAAGACCUGAGACCUGGUUGUCCAGUCGAGUCCCCUGCCCCACCUGUCGAGCCAAAUUCUGUAUACUAGAUGUUUGUGUGAUACACUGACAAACACACACAAUAGACCCAGUUAUGGCAAGAUCCCUCGAAGAUGAGUAUAUGCUUGCCUCUCCAUCUACUUCCUUGUUCUGUUCUCAGUAGAGAGAACUGUGGUUAAGUGGUAAUAACUUAUUCAAUGAAUUUGAAAUGGAAAUGGAUACGUUGGAUUGUAAAUCCAAACAAAUCUGAAGACAAUCCGGAUCCUAAAAAGGAUGACGUUUGAUUCUAGAGGUUUCACUGUACAUUAUGUAUAGACCGAAUAAAUAUUGUCCACUUCAGUCCAGCCAUGGCAGCAUCCACACUUACUAACUUUGGGGGCUGCCAUUGGUCACAACUUCGCACUAUCUUCUAUUAAAGGUCAGAGGACAAAGAUUGAAAAAAAAAUCUUGAUAACUCUAGAACCCCUUUACAAACUGCAUCUUCCAUUUCCAUUACAUGUCAGAUAUAGCAGUUAAAUCGAUAGAUAUGAUGCAGAAUGCGGCGUCUGCUUUUUGCAUCCAGCGCCUUCCGAUCUUCGUCUCUUUCCGGCACGGUGACGUCACACAAGCCAAACAUCCUGUUCAUUCGGCAUUGAACAGGAUAGAGUAACCACGCCCCGGCUUCUCGAGCUUCGGGUAUGUUCGGGGAGGACUCAAUAUGUGUCAUAAAAACUGAAUUUUUAGCUAAACUAUGGUUGAAAACUUGCUGGAAAUUACAUGCAUGUAUUACAUAACAAAAACAAUGCGAAUGUGAAUUUUAACUGACCCCAUAACAUCUUUGUCAUCUGACCUUUAACACUUGAUGGAAGUGCUGCUUCUGUCUCCUCAUACAUCAAUCGAAGAAACAUGCAAACCUCAGUGCCUUUGUUGACCUCUGCCCAUGCAUGUAUUCUUUUUCAAAAGCCUUAAAACUAUUAUUGUUGGUGAGUCAAAUUUAUUCCAAACAGCUUGAUUUUGGUCUCAUCUGAUCAUCUCAUUACCUUCUCCCAAUCAAUCAAGUGUUCAUUGGCGAACUUGAGAUGCAUCUGUACGUGCCUUCUUGAGCAGGGGGACCUUACAGGCCCUGCAGGACUCACACACACAAAUCACACUGCAGUUCCUACGCCACAAUAUGGACAGGACUUUAAAAAGUGUUAUAAGUAAGUCAUAUGAAAUCGUUUUGUUUUUUACUUUCAACCCCUCAACAUUUUCAGCAGCUUCAGACCUAGCCAUAGAUAUAGUUUUCAGUAUUUGUUUGAAGGUAUUGUGCCCUUUUUGGACAAUAAAAGCAGUAUUGUCUUAUGACUCUAAAUAUGCCAUGUUUUAAAAAAAAUUCAAUGUGGAAUAUUUGAUGUGUGGUAAUUACAGCUUUGAAUAAGUCAAUAAGUCAUAACUUUUUUUUGGUUUGUUUGUUUUUGUUUUUUUGCACAUUUUCAUUUUGGAGCAAUGACAGUUCUUUUAAGAGAGAUCACACUGGCGUCCCUAAGUCAAUGGACAGACUCUUCGUGUUUUAAGUCAUAUGAAUAUUUUAUAUUUACAUUAUUUCUAUUUUUACUUUCAACCCCUCAAAAUCUUCAGUAGCUUUACACCUACCCAAAGAUAUAAAGUUUUGCACAUUUAUUUUGUUUUAUGCCUCUUUUGGACAAUAAAAUCAGCAACCAUCAACAAAAAUGAAGAAAUUAACACUGAACUACUAACUUAUAACUGUAACUAACAAUAAUGAACGCUGAGCAAGUUCAAAUGCAAUUUAUGUUCUAUCUAAUACAAACAAUCUUCCCAAAUGGCCUGCAUGUGCAUUUUGCAGAUAUAUUGAGCACAUUUUGAGCUACAAUUAAAAAAAAGUCACAUGGGCCACAUGAGUGACCGCCGGCGGCAGGAUUACAUGCCACAAACCUGCAAAAGAAAACCAAAACAUGACAAGUACUCAAAGACCGUUUUGGAAAAGAGACGCAUUUCCUCCCCUCCUAGCGGCAAGGACAAAAAAAUACUAACACUCCAAUAAAUAACAAAUAAGUGAUGCACAAUUGUGCUUACCUGGUCCAGGUGAUCAACACUGCCUUUACAUGCAUUGUAGUCGAGGAUAAUUUUGGACUUUUUCUCCCCAGUCUCCUCUAUCUCAAAAGAAGGACGUUAUUUUCCUUUUUUUGGGCACUUAGGAGACCAAGGUCCGGUUGCCGGUAAAUGCAAACACAGAUGAAAGAGACUGUCCAAUGUUGAGGAGCUCAUGGGGAAGCUCGGCCUUGUUUUUCCUCCAAGUGCCUAGGAGCGCCAUCUUUUGUUUUUGCAACUCUGCAGCCAGGGGAAAACAGGUGGAAAAAAAAAAUCUGUUGUGACCAUGUAGCCCUGCAUGCAGCGUGUGGCACAGCUGCAGCACGACUCAUUCCUUGAUUUUUCUCCCUCUGUGCUGCAGCAGGCCUCCCCGUGUACACUUGCAGAUUCCAAGCGUAGGCCAUCUGUACAUCGCAGAUGGGUCCAUAUUGAGUCCAUAUUUUGCUGGUUUGGAGGGAAUAUACUGUUUGAAUGAGCAGCGGCUCCUAAAAGGGACCGGCUGGUCAUCCACGAGUACAUCCCUCUACGGGUUGAACAUUUUGGGCCCCCACAGGCUCCUUGCUACGCGCUUUUCGGAUAUAGUACAAUAGCACCCCCGACCUCCAGGAGCUUGCUGUUUGACCUGAGCGCUGGAUAAAUGAGUGGGAAAAUGGAGAGACAAAAAUGAACAAACAAGGGUGCAGACUGCAGAGAGUUUUUCUGUAGCUGUUGUGAAAUGUGUCAAUAACGUUCGCUGGUGUGGCUACCUCAACAUCUACAGCAAUGCUCCCACAGCAAUAUAAAAGUGUUUUUGGUCCACAUUGAAUAUGAGUAAGCCAGUGUUAAAUACUUUUGAGAUAUAGUUGCUUUGUAUAAAUUCAUAAAGCAGCCCUGUUUUUAAUCAGAUACAAAUUCAUGUUAUAGUUUUUUUUUAAAGGAGGGAGCACCUUUUAACCUAAGAAAAUAGAGCAAGUAGAUCAGAGAAAUUCAGAAUAUUUAUAGAUAGAUGGAUAGAUAUAGAUAUCAAACAAAAGGCCCUGGGGGCCAGAUCCAGCACAUCCCACGGUUGAAUUUGGCAAAUCAUAUACUUCGUUUCUUGCUAAAAUCUGUACCUAGACUGAAAAUUGCCUUCACUUUUAAUAACGUUGAGAUAUUUCAAGCAUUUUUGUUACCAAACCCCUUUUUAAAGUAAUUUUAAGUAAUUUUUUUUUUUCUUAUUUCCAUGUCGUACCUCUCUGUCGUAGGAUUGACAGAUUUGUCCAGUUAAGUGAGCCAUCCACCAAGUGAAUAAACACCUCACCACCAUAAUUAUAGUUUGGUUUGGAUUAAUAGUAAAACACAUUAAUCUGAGGAACAUACAUAAAUUACAUGUUGGUUGUGCUGCGCUAAUUAUGAUAUUAUAAUAACAUAAUAUUUAAAUUGACAUUUAGAUCUGGCAGGCUUUAAUGCAAGUGGUAAUGAAGGCUGAUUGGUGACAGAUGCGUGGCCGAGGAGGUGCUGAUUACUGCGAAGAGCGAGCGAGAGAGAGAGAGAGGGGCGCAAAGCGCCGCCCGAACUCCCAACAGAAGUACAGCAGGGCACAGCACAUGACACUGUCAUUGCCAGCAAAGGCUAUAUAACAAAGUAUUGAGAUGAACCUUUGUUAUUUACCAAAUGCUUAUAUUCCAAUGAGUGGAGGACAGAGGAGCCUCUUCAGGAAGAGGUUACAUGUCUGUGAGAACCAGAAAUCUUGUUUGUUUGUAGGUGAUCAAAUACUUAUUUUCCACCAUAAUUUGCAAAUCAAUUCUUUAAAAAUCAGAUGUGAUUUUCUGGAUUUUUUUUUUUUUUCCUUCUCAUUUUGUCUCUCAUAGGUGAGGUAUACCUAUGAUGAAAAUUACAGACCUCUCAUCUUUUUAAGUGGGACAACUUGCACAAUUGGUGGCUGACUAAAUACUUUUUUGCCCCACUGUAACACCGUCACGUGAAACUUGAUCGGCUAAUUUUCUGACGUUUGCCUUUCAUCGGCUAUUGCAUACAAUUGAUAAACCGUAUACUGUCAAAGACUCAUUUUGACCUAUGUUAUGCAUAAAACAGUGGAAGAUUUUGGAUUUUGAUGGCAAGGGAGCAUUUCUUAAACCCAAGGUUCACAUACCUUUUCUACCCUGCACUGUGAUGUUUACAUUGUUUAGUGAAAAGGAAAGGAAAGAUACAUCCCAUCCAUUUUCUUAACCGCUUAUCCUCACAGUCUUUCUCAACUGACUUUGGGCGAGAGGCGGGGUACACACCGAAUCGGUCGCCAGCCAAACGCAGGGCACAGACAGACAAACAUUCAAAAUCAGAAUAAGCUUUAUUGGCUAAUGCCAAGAUCAGACUAGAGGAUUUUAGCCCCGACAUUGGCCCGAUUAGCUAUCGUAACCGAUUCCCAGAUUGGGCCCGACAUAAUCUUCGACCAACGAUUUGACCCUACGAUGCUAAAAUGAAAUUUUGAGGGGGAAUACCUUCUGUGUAGUGUAACAUACUGUAUCAACGCCAACUUCCCAACAGCACACCUUGACGUCGACCAAUAGGAUUGCGUAUUGUGACCGACGCAUCACCCCUCCACCCCCGUGCUUGCCGUUGUCAACAUACUUGCACGACGUUGUCAACAUUUAUUCACGCACACAAACCAAUGUUUACCAAUGUUUCGAAGCUUUAGAGCAUGAUUCGGCAGAAUGCCGGCAUGUUUAUGUACAACCCCAAUUCCAAUGAAGUUGGGACGUUGUGUUAAACAUAAAAACAGAAUACAAUGAUUUGCAAGUCAUGUUCAACCGAUAUUUAAUUGAAUACACUACGAAGACAAGAUAUUUAAUAUUCAAACUGAUAAACUUGGUUGUUUUUAGCAAAUAAUCAUUAACUGAGAAUUGUAUGGCUGCAACACUGCAAUCUUUUCAAAAAAAGAUGGGACAGGGUCAUGUUUACCACUUUGUUACAUCACCUUUUCUUUUAACAACAUUGAAUAAACGUUUGGGAACUGAGGACACUAAUUGUUGAAGCUUUGUAGUUGGAAUUAUUUCCCAUUCUUGCUCGAUGUACAGCUUCAUCUGACAAAUUACAAGCUUCAGGUAACAAAUUACAAGCGACGAUCCCCCCCAAGUUGAGAACAAUAGCACACUACCCAACGACUUGAAUACCUUCUACUGCAGAUUUGAAAAGGACACUUUCACACCCCACACACAGCCAGCCGCACCACCGACCCCUAUCACACCACCGACUUCUGCGUUAACUAUCUGCGAACAGGAUGUGAGACGCAUCUUCAAACAACAAAAGAUUAACAAAGCGGCAGGCCCAGACCAUGUGUCCCCAUCCUGCCUCAAAGUCUGCGCGGACCACCUCGCUCCAGUCUUCACUCAAAUCUUCAAUAGAUCUCUGGAACUAUGCGAAGUACCAUCCUGUUUCAAACGCUCCACCAUCAUUCCAGUCCCCAAGAAACCUACAAUCUCGGGUCUAAAUGACUACAGGCCUGUGGCCUUGACAUCUGUGGUAAUGAAGUCCUUUGAACGUCUCGUGCUGGACCACCUCGAGAGCGUCACAGGUCCCCUGCUGGACCCCCUGCAGUUUGCCUACCGAGCAAACAGGUCAUCACACAACACCAGGUCUGCGAACACCAUCAUCCCUGAACUCCUUUCCUCCAAGCUUCUCCAGCUCAGCGUCUCACCUGCCAUCUGCCAUUGGAUUGGAGAGUGACGGGCAGGACACAGCAGGUGAGGCUGGGAGAGACCACCUCAUCCACACGCAGCAUCAGCACUGGGGCCCCUCAAGGUUGUGUCCUCUCUCCGCUGUUCUUCUCUCUCUACACGAACGACUGCACCUCAACGUAUCCGUCUGUCAAACUCCUGAAGUUUGCAGAUGACACUACUGUCAUCAACAAGGACGGUGACAAGUCUCCAUAUCGACAGGAAGUGGAGCGGCUGGAGUUGUGGUGCGGCCGGCACUACCUGGAGUUGAACACGCUCAAAACUGUAGAGAUGAUCGUGGACUUCAGAAGGCAUCCUUCGCCACAGCUGUCCCUCACGCUGUCCAGCUGCCUUGUGUCAACUGUUGAGACCUUCAAGUUCCUGGAAAUCUCUCAGGACCUGAAGUGGGCGAUCAACACCAAACUCCGUCCUCAACAAGGCCCAGCAGAGGAUGUACUUCCUGCAGCUUCUGAGAAAGCACCGCCUGCCACAGGAGCUGCUGAGGCAGUUCUACACAGCGGUCAUUGAAUCAGUCCUGUGUUCUUCCAUCACAGUCUGGUUUGGUGCUGCUACAAAAAAGGACAAACUCCGACUGCAACGGACAAUCAAAACUGCUGAAAGGAUUGUCGGUACCCCCUUACCCGCCCUUGAGGACUUGCACGCUGCCAGAACUAAGACAAGAGCGUGCAAAAUCCUCUCGGACCCUCCACAUCCCGGUCACCAGCUCUUCCAGCUCCUUCCCUCAGGUAGGCGCUACUGAUCAACGCAAACUAGAACUAGUAGACAUUCCAACAGCUUCUUCCCUCUUGCGAUCAACUUCUUAAACACCUAACCUAUAAUUCCAUUGCAACAUGCUGGCAAUUUGUCUUGAGUCUGUUGUCACAUUUCUGUCGGUCCAAUUAUAUAUUACUCGUGCACUCACUGUAGUAGUCUCACCACGCUGCACUAUUUGCAUAUCUGUUGUUGACCAACACUGGCCACUCAUGCCAGAGUAGCAUCUGCUCCAUUUACACACUGACUCAGGAGUAUCUGCAACAUUUCCACAAUCAACAUUGUCCCAGAUUGUCGUACUACUCGCUUGAAGUCUCGGCGCCCUUUGCACAAUGGUCAUUGCACCGGACUAUUGCAAUAUUAGUCUUUCGAACUGCUCUAAGUGCGAGAGGACUCUGCAUCUUUUUGCACAAUUGUCAAAAAAAUAAAAAUAAAAUAAAAAUAUACCGGCAUUACCAGUUAACUAUUAAUCCUUUAUUGCUCAGUGACUAUUUUUUCUUUUGUCAAUGUCUUCAUUCUCUGUCAAUUGACUGUUGUCGUACUAGAGCGGCUCCAAUCACUGGAGACAA